This is a messenger RNA of Symphalangus syndactylus (siamang), 987 nucleotides long. It is a transcript of the gene LY96, whose product is annotated as lymphocyte antigen 96. Lineage: Eukaryota; Metazoa; Chordata; Mammalia; Primates; Hylobatidae. The record is from RefSeq and is a predicted model, not a curated record. Gene Ontology annotation, biological process: innate immune response; positive regulation of lipopolysaccharide-mediated signaling pathway; detection of lipopolysaccharide. Gene Ontology annotation, cellular component: lipopolysaccharide receptor complex. Gene Ontology annotation, molecular function: lipopolysaccharide immune receptor activity; lipopolysaccharide binding; Toll-like receptor 4 binding.
AUGUGACUGAUGACUAAGUUAAAUCUUUUCUGCUUACUGAAAAGGAAGAGUCUGAUGAUUAGUUACUGAUCCUCUUUGCAUUUGUAAAGCUUUGGAGAUAUUGAAUCAUGUUACCAUUUCUGUUUUUUUCCACCCUGUUUUCUUCCAUAUUUACUGAAGCUCAGAAGCAGUAUUGGGUCUGCAACUCAUCCGAUGCAAGUAUUUCAUACACCUACUGUGAUAAAAUGCAAUACCCAAUUUCAAUUAAUAUUAACCCCUGUAUAGAAUUGAAAGGAUCCAAAGGAUUGUUGCACAUUUUCUACAUUCCAAGGAGAGAUUUAAAGCAAUUAUAUUUCAAUCUCUAUAUAACUGUCAACACCAUGAAUCUUCCAAAGCGCAAAGAAGUUAUUUGCCGAGGAUCUGAUGAUGAUUACUCUUUUUGCAGAGCUCUGAAGGGAGAUGUAAACAAGGAGGAAUGUUGCCUGCAUUUCUGUGGACAAUCAUCUGAUGACCAUAAAAGGGAAUUAGCCUCUGGAUGAAGCUGAUACUGUGAACAGAAGAAUGUUUUGGUGCAACAAUGGACCAGCAUUUCUUCCUGAUGAGAGACAAUUGACCAUGGAGUGGUUCUGUCCAGUGUAUGGAGAAUGUGCAGUGAAGAUUUUCCUGUCAUCUGCUUCAUCUUUUGAUGUCAGAGGGCCUAAAACUCCACCCUGGGAUUAUGCUAACUCUGCCAUUUUUUGUACACAGGACCCAUGAAGAGGCAUGAAGCUCAGUUGCACAUGUACAUGUUUUUCCUUUUGUAAAUAUUAAUGACUCCUCCUAUAAUCUGUUGAAUAUGUACACUUAACCACCCAACUUACCAUACGUUUCUGUUCCCUUUUCCCCUCCCUUGAAGUAUCUGUUUUUGGCUUCUGACCAGAGGCUACACUUCCCAGCCUCUGGGAAUGGCCACCCUGCAGGCUGAAACUCUUCAUGAGAAAUAAAGCUCUUCUUUCUAAAUUUAUGAAA